This is a messenger RNA of Spinacia oleracea (spinach), 2070 nucleotides long. Its product is annotated as jasmonoyl--L-amino acid synthetase JAR6. Bases 269 to 1987 code for a protein of 572 amino acids. Gene Ontology annotation, molecular function: acid-amino acid ligase activity. The record is from RefSeq and is a predicted model, not a curated record. Gene Ontology annotation, cellular component: cytoplasm. The transcript is spliced from 5 exons. NCBI's taxonomy places the organism in Eukaryota, Viridiplantae, Streptophyta, Magnoliopsida, Caryophyllales, Amaranthaceae.
AUCACUCUUCAUCCUCUUCUGUCUCUCUCUCUCUCCAACCUUUACAUUCAACUAUUCAAUAGAGAUAGAGAUAUUGAAACAGACACUGGCUUUUUAAUUAUCAUUACCUUUAGAAAACACCCCCAAAAUUUAUUAAUAAUUUUCUCCAACUGGGUUUUCUUGUCUCUUUGUGCUCUCAAAUACUCACUACUUAUCCCCUCAUUUCUCGCUCUCCUUCUUCUUCCCCUGUUUAUCCCUUCAUUUUCCAGCUCAGGAAAGGUGAGAGAAAAUGUUGGAAACAUUUGACUUUGAGAAAGUGAUCAAAGAGUUUGAAGAAAUAACAAAGAAUGUAGGGAAAGUACAAGAAGAAACAUUAAGGAAGAUACUAGAAGAAAACGCGGUGGCUGAAUAUCUACAAGAUGUAGGACUAAAUGGAAGGACAGAUUCAGAGAGUUAUAAGCAAUGUGUUCCUCUUGCAACUCACAAGGAUUUAGAACCUUAUAUUCAAAGGAUCAUGGAUGGAGAUACUUCUCCUAUUCUUACUGCCCAACCUAUCCCCACUAUGUCUUUGAGUUCUGGAACAACUCAAGGGAAGCGCAAGUUUGUACCUUUCAACGAUCAACUGUUUGAUAAUACUAUGCAAAUCUACCUUACUUCCUUUGCAUAUCGGAACAGAGAAUUUCCUAUCCAAAAUGGGAAAGCAUUGGUUUUCCUUUACAGUAGCAGACAGUUCAUAACCAAAGGGGGUUUACCAGCAGGAACAGCAACUACAAAUGUAAUCCGCUACCCAAAGUUUAGACAAUUAAUGAAAGGAAUACAAUCCCAAAGUUGCAGCCCUGAUGAAGUAAUUUUCGGGCCUGAUUUUCAUGAAUCCUUAUACUGUCAUCUUCUCUGUGGUUUACUACACUACGAGGAGAUCCAAAUCAUUUCCUCCACAUUUGCUCAUAGCUUAGUACAAGCAUUCCAAACUUUUGAACGAAUUUGGGAAGAUCUUUGCUCAGAUAUCCGUGAUGGAAUCUUGAAUGAGAGAGUUACUGAUCCAUCUAUUCGUGCUGCUAUGUCCAAACUGCUUAAGCCUAACCCUGAAUUAGCUGACAUGAUUUACGAAAAAUGCUCGGGUUUAAGCAAAUGGUAUGGCUUAAUACCUGAACUUUUCCCAAAUGCUAAGUAUGUUUAUGGGAUAAUGACGGGUUCUAUGGAGCCAUAUGUGAAACAAUUAAGGCGGUAUGCUGGGUGGUUGCCUUUGGUGUGUGCUGAUUACGGGGCUUCGGAAGGGUGGGUUGCUGCAAAUGUUAAUCCAAGAUCAUCCCCUGAAGAUGCCACCUUUGCUGUUCUUCCUAAUAUAGGGUACUUUGAGUUCAUUCCUUUGAAGGACACUAGAAAAAAUGGGGGUACUGAACCAAAACCUGUGGGACUAGCUGAAGUUAAAGUUGGAGAAGAAUAUGAAAUCAUACUCACCAACUUUGGAGGCUUAUAUCGUUACAGGCUAGGAGAUGCAGUGAAGGUAAUGGGGUUCCACAACUCAACUCCAGAGCUGAAAUUUGUAUGCCGUCAGAACCUUAUGCUUAGCAUCAACAUCGAUAAGAACACCGAGAAAGAUCUACAAAUCGCGGUAGAAGAAGCAAGCAAGCUAUUGGUAGCAGAGAAGGUAGAACUGCUAGAUUUCAGCAGCCAUGUGGAUUUAUCGAAAGAAGUAGGUAACUAUGUUAUAUUCUGGGAGCUAAGUGGUGAAGCUGAUGAAAAUGUUUUGAAAGAGUGUUGUAAUUGCUUGGAUCGAUCUUUUGCUGAUGCUGGGUAUGUUAGUUCGCGCAAGGUGGGUGGUAUUGGACCUCUCGAGCUUCGGAUUGUGAGGAAGGGAACGUUCUAUAAGAUAAUGUUGCAUAGCUUGAGCAUGGGAAAUACUCUUAACCAGUUUAAGACACCAAGAUGUGUUGGGUCUAGUAAUAAGCCAAUCUUGCAAAUUGUGUGUAAUAAUGUUGUUAAGAGUUAUCUUAGCACUGCAUAUUAGUAAGUUCCUUAGUGUAUUGUCCGUAAAUGUAAAAUGUUGCUUUCAUUUAUGCUUUUCUCAAUGCUAAAAGCGAGUUUUAAUUA